Calliphora vicina (urban bluebottle blowfly) is the source of this 941-nucleotide messenger RNA. RefSeq names its product serine protease 1-like. Lineage: Eukaryota; Metazoa; Arthropoda; Insecta; Diptera; Calliphoridae. The transcript has 2 exons. Gene Ontology annotation, molecular function: serine-type endopeptidase activity. The coding region runs from base 20 to 838 and encodes 272 amino acids. The record is from RefSeq and is a predicted model, not a curated record. Gene Ontology annotation, biological process: proteolysis.
AAUUAUUGGCACGAUAACCAUGAAAGUCUUUGUAGUGCUUGCAUUAGCGUUCGCUUGCGUUUCCGCAGCUUCUAUACCCGAGUUGCCUGCUUUUCUGGAAGACAUAACAGAAGCUAAUGUUAUUGAAGGCCGUAUCACAAAUGGAAAUGCCGCUAGUACCGGUCAAUUUCCUUACCAGGCUGGCUUAUCGCUAAAAAGACAAACUGGUUCAUUUUGGUGUGGUGGUUCUUUAAUCGGCAGUGGAUGGGUGUUGACUGCUGCUCAUUGCACUGAUGGAGUCAACUCUGUAACCGUUUAUUUGGGAAGCACUGUUCGCACUGUUGCCAAAGUAACUCAUACAGUUAGCUCUAACUCCAUUUAUCAACAUUCAGGCUACAACGCCAACACUUUGGCUAAUGACAUCUCUUUAAUCAAGAUUCCUACAGUCAGUUUUAAAUCUGAUAUUAAACCUAUUAGGUUACCAGCUAUUUCUUCUUCAUAUUCAACCUACGCUGGUAGUUAUGCCGUCGCAUCCGGUUGGGGACGUACCAAUGAUGCCGGUUCUGUUGUAACACCAUUGAAUUAUGCUCGUCUUCAAAUUAUUACUAACACUGUGUGUGCUGCAACUUAUGGCAACUCGGUUGUUACUGGCAAUACCAUUUGUGUUUCGACUCCUAGCGGCACUUCUACUUGUCAAGGUGAUUCUGGCGGUCCAUUAGCUUUGGAAUCCUCCCAAGUUCUUGUUGGUGUUACAUCUUUCGUUUCUGCAUCAGGUUGCCAAUCGGGAAAACCAUCUGGAUUUGUCCGUGUAACCAGUUACUUGGAUUGGAUCAAGGCCAACACCGGCAUAUCCUACUAAUUUAAUUAUACUUGAAAGCUAACAAUUUGUGAAAUUACGGAUGUAUGUUAAAGUUUAAAAUAACGAAAAUAUGAUUUAUAAAUAAUGAAAAUAAGAACAAAAA